UCGGCGGUGCUCGGUUGUCCCUGCACGCGUCAUGCGUCGUCGUCUUUCGCGACGUAGCGACGUUGCUGGACACAACGAGGUCUCUCUGUCUCUCGCGGUUUUUUCCGUUCCCGAGUACGAGGUACCGAACGACGACGGUGUCAGUGACGGCGAACGCGUCCGCUAAUUCGAUCCACAGUGCGCGUAGUUCUCGCGUCGACCAACGGUGUAUCGAUCCAUCGAACAUCAACGGGGACGAGAUCGAGAGACACAGCGAGAACAGUGCGGGCGCGGACAGCCGGCUGGUCCAUCCGCUCGAAAUCGAAAGGAUCCUCGGGCGAGAAUACGCUGCUGGGCAGGUGGUUCCCGAACGAUAUACACACUCGCGAUCGUUCUUUUCACGUCGAGUGAAAGUGAACCGACCGUUCUCGCGUCGGCCGGAUAUGCACGGCCGACAGGUGCGUUCGUAGACAGUCCGGUGCGCAGACCGAUACUUCGUAACGAUUGGUUCGACCGCGGGCCCCGACCAUCGCUCGACCAAUCGCGUACGUGCAUGGUCCAGGCGGCUGAUUCAGAACCCCGUCGACAAUCGACUUUCGAUACGGCUACCCGGCUCGACGAGACACGAGGAGGACCACCGGACCUCCAAGAAGGGAACAUGAAUCUACUGCUAUCGUCCUCGAUACCCAGCAACAGUGUACGCUGUCAAGUGCAGGAGCAGGCCAAUGACAACAUGGAGACCGACGACAAUAUGCUUCAGGACCUACAGUUGGCGGCAGAACUCGGCAAGACCCUCCUGGAACGGAAUAAAGAAUUGGAGAACAUCAUCAAACUUCACCACACCACGAUCGAGGAACAAGCACAAGAGAUAGAGUAUAUGAAAAAACAGACGGCUGCCUUGAGGGAAGUGAACGAUUCAAGACUAAAAAUUUAUGAGCAACUCGAAGUCAGUAUACAGGACUUGGAACGUGCCAACCACCGCCUCGUGAUGGAGAACACUACUGACAAGAAACUUAUCAAAAGUCAAUGUUUAACGAUCGAGAAUCUCGAAUCUCGGUGCGAGGAUUUACAGAAGAAAAACGAGGAGAUAAACGAACGACAUAGAAAUGUGCUUCGGCAACAGUGGACGAGUCAAUCGAUGAAAACCACGCAAACACAGACCAGUCUAUGGAAAGCAUCGGUCACGCAGGGUGGCAGCACACAACAGAACGCUGCCCCGUCGGAAGAAGAAAUGACCGAAUUGCUAAGACAGUUGCAAGAGGUACGAAGCCAAAGAGCAAGGGAACAAAAGAAAGCGACGGAACUUGGACAACAAUUGGCAACUCUAAUGCAAGAGAACAGUACUUUGGAGGAACUGUUAAACGUUUGGCGUAGUAAAGCGCAAGACGUAAAAAAUCUUCAAGAAGAAAUAAACGCGCUCGAGGAAGUGAGACGUGGACAAUUAUGCGGUCGAUGUUUGCGCGGUAUGGAGACGAAAACGCACGACGAACUCACGGUAAUAUUGGAUCAGGAAGAAUAUGACAUUAGUAUGGCCGAAUCAAUGAUGAAUGAUAAUCAACACGAAACCGAAACGCUUACUCAGCAAGAAACUUUUAACGAGACGCAGCCCGACAAUACGUCAAAGGACGGUGGCAAUAAAGACGGAACGACCAACGACCCGUACAAUCCGUAUAGAGUACUCGUAGAGAAGUAUCAAGCCUUGUUGGAAGUCCAAAGACGUUCGGCGCCUCGACAAAAAGACAAUGUGCCCGCGGCCUGCAUGUCCCUGCAAGAAGAGCUCGAGAUGUCGGGCGAAUUCGGUAGCUUCAACUAUCGGUCACUGGAGACGGAGUUGCAGCAAGAGUCGACGAAAUCCACGAAUGCAAACGGUACGCGCACCAAGACGGAGAUCUGCGGUAAGAAACCAUUCUCCGCCACCCCCACAGACUUCUCCGAAGCGGAGACGUCGUCUUCCGGAUUCUUGGACGAGACGAGCAACAAAGCGACGCAGACCGAAGGAAGACCCGGUUCGUUCCUAUGUUCCAUCGCCGACGGUGAGGAUUGCAAGUUCAGCAUCUACGACGACAAGAGCCCGUUCGAAAGUAGAUUCCGCAAGACGCCGGAGUACAGGCUAGUGUUCAGUGAAAUAUUCAGCAUUUUGAAACGCGCGGCCGAAGCGAAAGACGAAGGUGAAAUGCUGCCACUGUUGGACGACUCGUCCAACACGCUGGUUUUCCAGCCGCAGUCGUCGGCGUUGACGCAAGAGUAUUUCCCCAGCGAAACCACAGACGACAAUCAGAGCGUUGUUUCUUCUAUCGUCUCGUCCGUUGUGUCCGAACCGUUGUACAGAGUGCAAACGCCGGUUCCAGCGAACGCAGCGCACGAACGGCAAACGAACGAAUCAACCAACGCGCACGUUAAACACGGAAAGGUAGCGAGCCAACGGAACGGAAAUCGUUUGGACUAUGUGUCGAUCAACUUCCACGGCUCGAAGAAAACGCCAAAGAAGUACGCUAGCAGAAAGUUAUCGUACAACGACAAACUGACGGCCACCACGACCACCACCAACGCCGCGGACGUGAUCCCGACGACGAAUCCGAAAGUGGUGCCGCCGAAAUUGAACAGCGGCGGUAAGAAGAAGUUCAGACCGUUCACCGUGGCCGAUCAAAAUGGUGGCACGCGGAACGGUUACGGUUACGCGAACAGGACGAAAGGAUCGCCGAACGCUGUAAGGCAAUCGAACAUGUACACAAGCAGCAACGGUAACAAUCAACAUAACAAUAGUUUCGAGUACAAGGACUACAAACCUAGCACGGCGUCGGAAGAGGUAGCGCGAUUGAAACGGUUAGAGAUGUCGUACGCGGAGGUUCUACGGUUGCCAAACAAAUCCAAAGCGAGCAAUCGCAAAAGUUAAAUUAAUAUUAUUCGACGGUGAGAACAAUUCCAGGAAACCGAAGUUCAAAAUUUCCUAUGUUUUAACGUACCAGCGAAUAAUAGAUUCAGAUAAGAUUCAGUAUUGAUGAUCAGUGCUAAUUAAUGACAUUUUGUAAAUAUCACAGAGAAGCGAUCGCGCCGUAGCGUCUAGGUACUAAACUAUUUUACAUUAAUUUUUUUAUUAUAUUUUGUAUCUUAAUUGUAUAUCUUCUUUUCACGUGGAUGUAUGAGGGUAACAAAGGUACACAACGUUAAUAUAUAAUUGUCGACGAAACACGUGGUUAAUGACUCGAAGAAAAUUGAAUCGUGUCUCGUAAAUUUGUUCUCCCUUAGAAAUUGUAGUUGUGACGAAAGAAUAAAAUUAUUUAUGUGCCAUUUAUUACGUCGGAUUACAAUCGUCGACUGAUUCCAAAUACUUGCCCCGUACUUCCCUUCGGCCACGCAUCUUACAAUAACGGU
Molecule: messenger RNA, 3351 nt
Organism: Colletes gigas
Lineage: Eukaryota; Metazoa; Arthropoda; Insecta; Hymenoptera; Colletidae
Gene: centrocortin
Product: cerebellar degeneration-related protein 2
Exons: 8
Coding region: 533-2872 (779 amino acids)
Source: RefSeq, a predicted model, not a curated record